GUCCCAUUUGACACUCCUUUGCGGGAGGUUUUCUUUUAAACAUUUUGUUUGGCUACCCAGAUGCGGUCACCUAGUAGACAGGACACUGGACCGCAAGUGCCAAGCAUUUCGUCUUCACCGCCACCAUCGGGUAGUGGUGAGUCAACGGGUUUGAGUCAAGGUCCUGAACCCAGCAAGGUCGACCAUGUCUGUUUCGUUGUCCAUGGGAUGGGCCGGCAACGGCGUUACGUUCAAAACCUCGAAUCCCUUCGUCGUGCAUGUAAGGAGGUCGUAAAAGAAGAGUUCCCACAUCGCCGCACGCAUGUAGCAUGGGUUCCAAUAGAAUGGCAUCAGGAACUGCAUCAGAUGGAUUCAGUUGACAGGCGUAUGAAGACUGUGACGCUUCCCACCUGCUCCAUUCUGCGAACCAUUAAUAAUGACAUUCUUGCCGACGUAUUGUACUACUUUUCGUCAUUUCACGGGCAAACGAUUCUAAAAAUUGUUGCAAAGCGGUUGAAUGAAGCUUAUACAAAGUUUUGCCAAGACCACCCAGAUUUUGAUGGUAAAGUCAUCCUGGUCGGACAUUCUCUCGGGGGCAUCAUUUGCUACGAUUUGCUUUCAAAUAUGGAGGACACGAAAGGGAGGGACGGGGUGGCUUCCAACGGGAACAGCCGAGAGCCGUCAAUGGAAAGACCGCCACCACCACCCGCCCGCCCUUAUUUUGCCAUUUCCUAUCCAAAGUUGGUAUUCCGACCCGCAGCCUUGUUUAGCUUGGGCUCUCCUGUACCUGCCACUCUGAUUAUGCGAGGGCAAUCAAUCCAUACGUACCGACCACCACCAGACAUUCUGUUUCACAAUAUAUUUCAUUUGUACGAUCCUCUGUCUUAUCGAAUCGAGCCGCUCUUAAAUUAUCAAUACGCAGAGAUUCCACCAGUCCUCCUGCAACGCCCAAGCGCACGAAAUUCAAAUUUCAACUACUAUAAAGAAUUGAUUUCAUCCUACCUCCCGGACCUUUCCUCCAUGGCAUCCUCCGUCCGCGUCCAACUACCUACCGUUCCGUCCUCGAUGGCUAUGCCCAUGAUGCCUGCAAUGCCAUCCAUGCCUCAGCUCCAGAUACCCAGUUUACCGCGGAGUAUGGGAGUGCCCAGUCUCUCCCAGUUCGCCGCACUGCGAGAGCAAAUGUUUGCCGUGAUGGAGAGCAUGUACAGUUCGGUUUGGGCUGGUGGAUUUGAUGAUGAAGAAGACGAAGAAGGCGGAGAGGAGCCCAGAGCAGCCGAUGACGGAAUUAAUGGUUGGGUGCCGAAUAAGAGAAUGCGUAUAAAGGGUGGAGCAGGAGAACCGGAGAAAGGACCAGAAUUGGAAAGCGAAGACGACUUGGUGACAUUGUGUGAAGCAACCGUUCCCGAUGAAAGUCGUCAGUCAGGGCAACGAGGCUCCAAACGGAAAAGAGCGUGUAGUGUCAGCAAUCACGACAAGUCUUCAAUUCAGCAGCCUGGUUCAAGCCAAAGUAUUGAGGGAGUAUGUACCAAUCGUCGAAUACGAAGACCCGUUUCGAAACUUUUGUCGCGUCGAGCAUCUGUAGACCUGACAUCUAUAGGUCGCGGUGAAUUUGUGGAGAGACACGCAGGUUACGAGCAGUCGUCAACUGUGGUUCAGACCACAACUGAGUCCGUUGCCUUUGAACGUGCUCGAUCGUCCUCGUAUACUGCAACCGUCACUGAAUCUAUGAGCGCCAUGGCGGAGGUAUUUAAGCGGAGUUUAUUUGAACCAGUCGUCAAGGCACUGGAAAUGAUUGCCGGCGGAGCGGAAGAUGAAGUAUAUCAGGGAGGCGAAAUAGAUACAAGCCAAGAUGAUCAGAAUCGGUUGGUUUCACGCUCAACUACGCCGGAUUUGGGCUCUGGAGAUCGAGUCGGGCAGGGAAGCUCUGCGGUACCGCGUACUUUGCAUGACCCAUCAAAUCAGGAACAAACGGUCCUGGAUGUGGGCGAGACGGUCAUGUCAGAAUUGCUUGGAAAAGACGAAGCAAAACGUCUUAUUCACCAAGACGCGGAGGCACGAUCAGGCGUGAAUACCACUCACAUUGAUGAUUCAGAAACGAGUGAAAACGCAUCAUUACCUGUUCCCGAGCCGCCAGCCGAGAGAUUGGAUUAUUACGUGCAGGAUAACAUCAUUGACAAUGUGGUUCAGCAGUAUCUAAUUGGGCUAAAAGCACAUUUUUCGUACUGGAGCAACAAGAACGUAAUGUACCACAUGAUAAAACAUAUUUUGGAAGAUGAUGGGCAAUCUCCUGUUGUCAAUAUGCCGACGGAAUCACCCCACAGUUUAUAGUUGUCAAUUUAUUCAUAUUUCCCUACCAUGAUAUAUGUAGUGCUUAGAGUGAGUGGUAGAAUCGCUGUGCCUAGUAUACCCAUUUGGAUUUCAUAAAGACAUUGCGUGGAAUACAGAGCGACUGCAAUGAUGGUGCGAUAUUGGACCGAAAAAAAAAGGGUUCGGGUGCCCCUUGAAGCCUGCACCGAGCGAGCGUCGAACCCUUGACGUG
Molecule: messenger RNA, 2518 nt
Organism: Spizellomyces punctatus DAOM BR117
Lineage: Eukaryota; Fungi; Chytridiomycota; Chytridiomycetes; Spizellomycetales; Spizellomycetaceae
Exons: 8
Coding region: 61-2307 (748 amino acids)
Molecular function (GO): metal ion binding
Source: RefSeq, a predicted model, not a curated record